AUGUUUUGGUUUAGGGACAAGAGGACGCUUGUGCAGAGGUACACCGCUGAUCUAGCGCAGAUUACCACACAGAUACAUGACUUAGACAAGUCGAUCAAGCAUGGCAGCAAGCGGGUGGCGAGGCUGCAGAGGCAAGUCACUUAUUUUGGACUUUCUGCCAUCACUCUUCUGGGGUCAUACAUGUUUCUGAACUACACGCCGGCGAUCACAGUGAUUGCCAUGGCUGGUGCAGUGGCGAUCGUCGUUAUAGUAAAACUGCUUCUAUCAAGGAUGUACCAAGUAUAUCACCAGUACAGGAUCAAGAAAUUGAGCCAGCUACGUGGCCUACACCAGAAGAAGCUUGAUAAGCUGAAAGAGGAGACGAAUUACAAUGCCACAAGUUCUAUCAUACAGCGGUUCUCAUCAGGGGAGACUCAGUCCGAGGAUGCUGUUAUACUUAUGGAUGAGGAGAUCAGCAAGAAGUACAACGAACUGACGGAAUUGCAAAAGCAAUUGACAGAGCUGAAGCAGAAUGAGAAGAAAUUGAUGGACCCCAAGGAAAGAGAUGUGUGGUUUGACAAGGUUCUUGGUGUGCUCUCUGGAGGGGAUGAGAUGGCUCCAAAACCCAUCAUAUGUACCAACUGUAACGAGCACUGUGGGGCGUACAGAUUACUGAACAGACCAUUGAAGUAUGUGUGUCCUAAUUGUGGCAUCAAGAUAGAUGAGACUGCCAAGAUGGAACAGGCAGUUAACGAAGAGGUGAACGAAGACAAGACGAAAUAA
This is a messenger RNA of Nakaseomyces glabratus, 762 nucleotides long. RefSeq names its product Lnp1p (gene LNP1). The record is from RefSeq and is a predicted model, not a curated record. NCBI's taxonomy places the organism in Eukaryota, Fungi, Ascomycota, Saccharomycetes, Saccharomycetales, Saccharomycetaceae.